Messenger RNA from Effrenium voratum, 918 nucleotides. Lineage: Eukaryota; Dinophyceae; Suessiales; Symbiodiniaceae. The record is from the annotation of a GenBank genome assembly.
AUGCAAAGUGCCAUCGUAUGGCCACAGCCGGCUGCAAAGAAAGGCGUCCCACAGCGUGGCUAUUGUGUGCCAAGAGUCGCACGAGUCGCCCGAGUCACAGGCAAACUGCAGCCUUCUUCUGAGACACAACUAAUCACCGCGGUUGCUACGGGGCUCCUACUACGUAGCAGGAGAUCUUGCUUUAGAACUCAACGCUUUGCAAGCCAAGACUUGUUUUCAGCAGCUGCUCUGCAUCAACCCUUGGGAGACCCUUCCGACGUGCAGGAAUGGCUGCCUCGAGCGUUUGAGGCUGCAAACGGCACUUUCUUCCACGGCAAGCUGCAAGUCGAGAGCAUCCGUGUGGAUCCCUCCUGGCACCUACGAGGCGGAGCAGGUGGCACACACACUGCCAGCAAAUGCAUCGUCUUGGAUCCCUCAGUGCACGGGAGUUACAGAGAUCUUUGUGGAACAUUGUUCCACGAAAUGUUGCACCUGCAGAUCAAGGAUGCUGAUGAGUGUGAACAUGGUCCGAUCUUUCUGCGGAGCUGCUUGGACUUGAACGAGGCCAUUCGCAGCACCGGCCUGGCUUGCUUCUGCCGGCUUGGGGAAUUCGACACUGCGUUGGAUCGGAAGUUGUUUGAAGAAGCCGGGCUGCCAGCGUUUCUCUGUGAUGGCCUAGCAAGCUCGGGGUCCCAUUCCUGGGAUGCAGGGCUUUUGGCCGGCGAUCUCCGGGAAGCAUCGGGGAAUGCUGAUGCCGAUGGCUCCAAGCAGGCCUCGCAGUUGCAGCUUUUGGCGUCGGCACGUUCCUGCCGUAAGGCUCUCCAAGUGGGUUUCCCCUCCUGGGCCAUGCGCAGCCGCACCAUGAGCCAGUAUUGUGCGGUGAGCUCAGGCAGAGACUAUGCCGUGUUUGCGGACUACGAAGCCUUGUGGGCUUUGUGA